This is a messenger RNA of Loxodonta africana (African savanna elephant), 2494 nucleotides long. RefSeq names its product synaptotagmin 16 (gene SYT16). Lineage: Eukaryota; Metazoa; Chordata; Mammalia; Proboscidea; Elephantidae. The record is from RefSeq and is a predicted model, not a curated record. Bases 716 to 2170 code for a protein of 484 amino acids. Gene Ontology annotation, molecular function: phospholipid binding. The transcript has 5 exons.
UGGUCACAGUGAGUGUGAAUCAACUCGACAGCAAUGGGUUUAUUAUGUUUUUUUAUUUUUUAAGUAUAUGUAUAACAAAAUAUUUGCCAUUUCAACAUUUUUUUGUGCAUGUAUAAUUCAUUGACCUUAAUUAUAUUUAUCAGAUUGUGCAGUUAUCACCACUGUUUCCAAAUUUUUCCAUUACCCUCAACAAAAUCUCAGUGCUCCCCAAGCAAUUUUGAAACAAGCAUAUACAAUACGGUUGUCUUUUUUGCAAAACUAGGACACGUUUGGGAAACCUCAGUUGCAAAUGUCUUUUCUCUGAAGUGGGGCUUGGUUCUCUGUGUCUUAAUAAAUUAGAUGAGGCAGAGAGAGUAUUUCCUGCGAUCACUGAGUAGAAAUGCACGUAAGGCGGAUGUGCUGCUGAAUGUCCUGCCCCAAGUUAUGAACACAUGUAAGCAACAUAACAGUGAGCAGGGCCACGCGGCUCACCAAGAGGGUUCAGUGUGGUGAUUAUGGGUGUCCCGAGGGUUUCUCCUGGGUCCUAGCCAUACAUUUCUAAUUACUUCUAUCAGUCUUCUUUUCUCAUUUCAGUACCUCGGACUUAUAUUGGUGUUUCAAAAAGAGUGCUUUAAAUUCCUUCUCUCCACUUGGGGCCUGAUUUGAUCCAGACUAAUUGUCCAUAUUCUUCUCUCAUUUUCCCAGUGUGUCUACCUCUGAAUUGGAUACAUGGGCCAUGCAGGAGACUCAUGCACUCUUGUUGUUGCUUCCAGUUAACAGCUUUGGGGACGAUGAAGAGCUGUCCACAUCUUCUGAUAGUGACGAGGAGGUGAUCAAGCAAUUUGAGAUUUCUGUGUCCCGCUCCCAGAGUUUCCAUUCAGGAGGAGCAUCUGAGAAAGGAAAGCAGACAGGCUUGGAGCAGAAACUGAAAUUCAGCUGCUUGCUUUCUAGCCAGGAAGAGGAGAGCACAGAAGUGCCUACACGUGAAGCUUUGGAUGGGGCCAGCCAAAUGAGUUAUUCUGAGAAUCCGUCUUAUGGUGAAGAUGACCGGAUCUCUGCCCACUCACAGUCCCCUUGUGAGAGAGGGGAUACCAGACACCAUGGUGCAUCUCUCCAAGAGAGCAGUGAAGUUCACAGCCUCAGUUGCCCGUCCACAGAGGGCAGUUUGGAGAUGGAGACAGCCUUUAAUAACCGAGGAUUUGAAGAUUCCUAUGCCACUGACAGCUCCUCACUGUGGAGUCCAGAGGAACAGGAUGAAACCGACUUGCAAGGGCCAUCUGGAACCCCGGGUCCCAUCUCAAAGUGCGGUGACCUAGAUGUCAUCUUUGAAUAUAAAGCUUCCAGCCAGAAACUCACAGUGACCGUUGUGAGAGCAAGGGGCCUGCCGGACAAGGACCGAAGUGGGGUCAACUCCUGGCAAGUUCACAUAGUGCUGCUGCCCAGUAAGAAACAGAGGGGCAGGACGAGUAUACAGAGAGGUCCCAACCCUAUCUUUAGGGAGAAGGUCACCUUCACCAAGCUGGAGCCCAGAGAUGUGGCUGCUUGUGCUGUCCGCUUCCGCCUGUAUGCUGCCCGUAAGAUGACCCGCGAGAGAAUGAUGGGAGAGAAGCUGUUCUAUCUUAGCCACCUGCACCCAGAAGGGGAAAUGAAAGUAACUCUGGUUCUGGAGCCAAGAAGCAAUAUAAGUAGUGGAGAGUCUCAGCUCAGCCCAUCUGCAGUUUCUCACAGUGAUAGUGCUUCAUCUACGCAGUCGCUAGCCCAUGGAGGGGCGCCAGAGCUGUUGGUGGGGCUGUCUUACAAUGCUACAACGGGGCGAUUAUCUGUGGAGAUUAUCAAAGGCAGCCAUUUCCGAAACCUCGCUGUGAACAGAGCGCCUGAUACAUAUGGAAAGAUCUUUCUCCUCAAUUCUGUGGGCCAAGAGAUGUUCCACUGCAAGACAUCCAUUCGACGUGGUCAACCUAAUCCUGUCUAUAAGGAGACCUUUGUUUUCCAGGUGGCCCUCUUUCAGCUCUCUGAUGUUACAUUGAUGAUUUCAGUUUAUAAUAGACGUGCUAUGAAACGUAAAGAGAUGAUUGGUUGGAUUGCUCUGGGCCAAAAUAGCAGUGGAGAGGAGGAACAAGACCACUGGGAGGAAAUGAAGGAAACCAAAGGUCAGCAAAUCUGCAGAUGGCACACCUUGCUUGAAUCCUAGUUUUGCAACAGGUGUUUGUGUGCUGGCAUCUUCCUUGGUCAUCCGUGUUGCUGACUGGCACCAAGUCAGCACAUCUUGGCAGGCUUUGUAAAGACAGGCUUUCAAAUAGAAAUUCUCAAAGGUUUGGUUUGGAUUUAAAUACUGUAAUUUUUUUUUAAAAAACUACAUACUCAGUCAAGUGUCCUAUAUGGGAAAUGUUACCAUAGUCAAGACUAACGGUAAUGAGUUAGUUUGUGCUGUUGACUUUUAGUUCAGACUAGGGAAUGAAGCUUCCUCCGCUUUCCCUAUUGGAGAGUAACCCAAGCUUGCAAGGGAGUUAUUAAA